CGCCGGAAUGGUUGUCAUCCCUCAAUUUCAUUUUGGUGGCCCAAACACUGGACGGUGGUAUAUAAACUAUCACCAUGCGUGAACCAAGUUCACCUUUCACCCUCACUCCCAUUCUCUACCAAUAUGACCAUAGUCUCAAAUGAUCCCACUUUGUGGCCGACCAUCAAUGCAUAUAGUUUUUCCAGCUAUUUUUCAGUUGCCGCCUUUGUUGUAGUGACGUAUGAUUGGGCACUUACAUUUGGACAAGAGGUUGAAUUGGUCUGGAGGCAACGUUGGUCCCUGAUGGCAGUUUUGUAUCUCGGUGUGCGCUACCUUGGAAUUGUAUAUGCUGCCCUGACCAUCCUGUUCCAUAUUCCGACCCUCUCGCUGACAGAUACAGUGAGCUGGAUCGUGUACGUCCUAUGGAAUUGGACGGCUGUUGUAGCAUUUGCGAUGCUGUGUGUCAUCAUCGUCACUCGGCUGCAUGCCAUGUAUCAACGAUCCAGAAAGAUCCAGAUAUUUCUCGUUGUCAACAUCCUGGUUGUCAACAUUUUCGAUGGAGUGAUAGCUGUAAUAGCAAUGGUGCAUGCUUCAGGAGAGGAAGUCAUUUUUUCCGGCUCUCAUCAGUGCUGGAUUACCUUUACGGGAGAUUUUCUACUUCUGAAUUCUGUUGCUUGGAUACUCGCAACUGUGUGGGAGGUCUUCGCACUGUGCCUCGCAGUCUGGAUUGCGGUAAAACACUUCCGUGAACUGCGACGACAUUCGGCAGGAGGGAUUAUGGGGCACUGUUUCACGGUGUUGAUGAAAACUCAUGUGCUUUACUUUGCGAGCUUUGUCGCUGUUUCGUGCUUCGCACUCAUUCUUGAUUUCUCUCCGACAUUCUCAACGUUCCAAAAUUCUCUAGGAAUCCAGACUUUUUAUGGAAUGCUUCAGAUUUUGCAGACCAUACAGUUGUUUGUGCUGGGACCACGGCUGAUCCUUGGCGUUCGAGAGUAUGGCGCUAAGCUCGUGGCCAAUUCCGACACAUAUAUUGGUAUGAACUCAAUCGCUUUCCAGGAGCGUGGGGACAUAUCGAGUGGCAGUAGUGUGUAAUCCGUCCUCGAUUCAUCUUCUUGCCUCAUUCGACGUCCCACUCCCGUCUUUUCACCCGACUGACGCCAACUGGCUUACGGAAGAUCCGACCAAGAUGAUUCCAAGGUGCGCGAAGCACGGUCGUGCAUGCGUAGCUUGAUGAUGCGAGGCAUACUUGAUGAGGUUGAUACUUGUGGAG
Suillus plorans is the source of this 1249-nucleotide messenger RNA. RefSeq lists its product as uncharacterized. The transcript has 13 exons. The record is from RefSeq and is a predicted model, not a curated record. Lineage: Eukaryota; Fungi; Basidiomycota; Agaricomycetes; Boletales; Suillaceae. Bases 124 to 1071 code for a protein of 315 amino acids.